Molecule: messenger RNA, 225 nt
Organism: Emericellopsis cladophorae
Lineage: Eukaryota; Fungi; Ascomycota; Sordariomycetes; Hypocreales; Bionectriaceae
Exons: 2
Coding region: 1-225 (74 amino acids)
Source: RefSeq, a predicted model, not a curated record
AUGGGCCUCUUCCACCGAUCCCUCCUGCUUCCCCUCGUCAUCGCAGCCAAGCCGCCCAAUGCUACGGUGGGGUACCCUCAACUGUACCUGCAGACUCCAGAAUCACAAAACAAGGGUCGUGGCGGUUUCAUCGCCUGCAGGCCUGAUCCCUGUUACCGCAGUGACAGGGGCAAGCAAUCGCUGCAGCUCGUCCGACAGGUGAUUGAUAUUCCGAUGGGUGUCUAG